Molecule: messenger RNA, 2142 nt
Organism: Strongylocentrotus purpuratus (purple sea urchin)
Lineage: Eukaryota; Metazoa; Echinodermata; Echinoidea; Camarodonta; Strongylocentrotidae
Product: nucleoredoxin-like
Exons: 8
Coding region: 163-1452 (429 amino acids)
Source: RefSeq, a predicted model, not a curated record
CCGGUAGACGGCUAGCGCGCGCUCUUGAUGAUGUUUUCUCGGAUCAAUUAGAUUUGAGUGCCGUUCAAAAUCUUUGGAAUAAGCACCUUUGGCUAAGUGUUUUGAAAUAUAGCCUGUUUUACACUCUUUACUCAUCACAUAGGAAGACUGUUGCUUGCCAAAAUGUCCGGAUCUGCAAGUGCGAGGUUCUCAAUUGUUGAACUUCUUGGGGACAAACUAAAGAGCAAGGAUGAUGAAGAAAUUGCGACUGCAUCCAUAUGCGAAGAGGGGAAAUAUGUUGGCCUGUACUUCUCGGCGCAUUGGUGCCCGCCGUGCCAGGCCUUUACCCCCACGCUAGCAAAUUUCUACAAUACCUCUACUGUGCAGAAGGGGGAGAAAUUGUUAGAAAUUGUCUUCAUUAGUUCUGAUAAAAAUGAAGACCAAUUUGAUGAAUACUACAACAGGAUGCCAUGGCUUGCUCUACCUUACAACUUGCGAGAUAAAAAGAAUGAAGUGUCCAGGCGCUUCAAGGUGAGCGCUAUCCCGACGUUAAUCAUCUUGGACAGUGUUACGGGAGAGGUGACCUGUGUGGACGGUGUGGAUGAGGUCAAGUGUGACGGUGAGGGAAAGAAAUUCCCAUGGAAGUCCAGGCCAUUCCCAGAGAUUAUUACUGGAAGCUUCAUAAACCAGGAGAUGAAGACUGUCACUUCGGAGAGUUUGAAAGACAAAGUUCUAGGAAUUUACUUCUCUGCUCACUGGUGUCCUCCAUGCAGAGUGUUCACCAAAGAGUUGAAGUCCACCUACGAUAAGAUCAAGGAGUCAGGACAGUCCUUUGAGAUCAUCUUCGCCAGCCGAGACAGAGCAGAGGAUGCCUUUAAAAACUACUUUGGGGAAAUGCCCUGGCUAGGUUUCCCUUUUGGAGAUAAGCGUAUUGGCGAGCUGGCUAAGCUCUUUUCUGUCCAAGGCAUACCCAAACUGGCUAUCGUGGAUGCUCAGGGAAAGGUCAUCACGGCAGAUGCCAGAGGAUCUGUUACCAAGGAUCCAGAGGGCAAGGAGUUUCCAUGGUAUCCUAAGGCGUGCUGUGAGUUGGACGCUGUCUCUGCUGCUAUGGUCAAUGUGGAAUCUUGUCUCAUCCUCUUUACAGAGAUUGAAGAAGAUGAGGAGGGGGAGGAGUGUACAAGGAAGGCUAUGGAGAUGAUGAAACCCAUAGCAGAGGAAACAAAAGCUGCUGAGGAAGCAAAAGGCCAGGAACUCGCCUGCAAGUUCAUUGUAGCUGGUGACGAUGAGACGGUAGAGGGCCUACAGCAGUUCCUGAGCAUUGCCGAUGAGAGCCUGCCGAUGCUGGUGCUCCUGGACAUCCCCCGAGAGAGGGUCUCCUGCUGUGAGGGCAAGGAGAUCACUCCGGAUCUCAUCAGGGAAUACUACACCAAGUUUGUCAAGGACGAGCUGCAGUGGACAACCCUCUCCCCAUAAUCAAGGAGAGAGAACCCUGUUUCCAUCAUCGAGGAUAGAGAAGGAGAUACAAGACCAUAGAGGGACCGGUCGAUCAAAUCAAGGAGUUAUGGAUUUUUGUAGGAUCCUCAUGGUGUCACUUCAUACUGACUUUGGGUAUGCAACUUUGCAUGACCAAUAGGCCUUGUCCGUUAUUGUUCCAAAUAUUGAUCAAAUUGAUUGACCGUUAGAUCUGCCCGUAGAGUAUAAAAUACACUUGCUUACAUUAGAUUUUAUCACCUGACGAAGUGUUGCAGCGACGCACGAAACGUUGCGAUCUUUUAGAUCCCUUGUUGACCAUACAUUGCGAGACAAACGCAUAUAUCACCAGCGAUAUUAUUUUUGAUAUGCGUGAUCAUUGACCGUUGACAAUUUUGUACAAAAGCGGUAAUUUUUGGGGAGGGAUGUUCCCUUAUUUGAAAAUGAAUUUUAAAAAACAAUGUGUUUUAUAAAAGUGCAAGUUUUCACUUCUACUGUUCAUGUUUCAUGGUGUUUACAACAUGUGAAUGUGUGUGUACUCAUUUUUGCCAAAAAACCAUACUUUUUUGUGAAUGUAUACCGGUACUCAAUAAGCAAAAAAAUAGGGUUUUAUUUUACACCUGUUUUUACACAAAACAAGGCAUUUUUUGUGUGUUAAAAGUGCCAAAUAAGGGGUUUAUUUUUUACUUAGAU